AUGCGGCAGAGCCGCCAGCUCCUCGCCCUGAGCCGAAGAGCCCCGAUCUCAAGUCGCUUCCAAUCGACAUUGACCGAGACACCCGUCGAGACACCGCAGACCACUCUCGGCGAGUCACUCAAACCCGAAAACCCUCUCAAUGAGAUGGUCCAGGCCCAAGCCGCGGCUGACACGGCACAAGAAUCCGCACUCGACAUUCCCAGAUCAAAAUUCAACAAACUCGGCACAAAGGUCAAGGCUGCCUACCACCCCGAAGAUGUCCUCCGCAACCCCCCCAAGCCCUCGCAAGUCACCCUGGAACUUCUCCUGGCCUCCGGAACCCACAUGGGUCACUCGACUUCCCGCUGGAACCCCCAGAACUCCCGAUACAUCUUCGGUAUCCGUGAAGGCGUGCACAUGAUCUCGCUAGACCAGACAGCCGCCUACCUCCGCCGAGCCGCGAAAGUCGUCGAAGAAGUCGCCGCGCGCGGCGGCCUGAUCCUCUUCGCGGGUACCCGCGACGGGCAGAAGCGCGCAGUCGUCAGAGCUGCCGAAUUAGCACAGGGAUAUCACAUUUUCGAGCGAUGGAUCCCCGGCUCGUUGACUAACGGCCAGCAGAUUCUCGGCCACUGCGAGACGAAGGUCGUCAACGCGCUGGAUGAGGAGUUGCCGGAUUUCAAGAAGGAUCUGGCAGAUCGCCCUUCGCUGAAGCCCGAUCUGGUGGUUUGCUUGAACCCGCUUGAGAACGUGGUGUUGUUGCACGAGUGUGGUGUGAACAAUGUGCCUACGAUUGGUAUCAUUGAUACUGAUGCGGAUCCUACGCGUGUCACCUACCCCAUUCCUUCGAACGAUGAUAGUCUGCGCGCUACUCAUUUGAUUGCGGGUGUUUUGGGCCGUGCUGGUGAGGCGGGUCAGUUGCGUCGGAUGAAGAUGGCUGAGACGUGUCGGAUUAGCUACAAGCCCAUUACGGCGGCUGAGUUGCGUCUGGAUCCUUUCACUGGAAUGAACAUCAGUGAGGUGGCGAAGAAAUAG
Molecule: messenger RNA, 1011 nt
Organism: Penicillium olsonii
Lineage: Eukaryota; Fungi; Ascomycota; Eurotiomycetes; Eurotiales; Aspergillaceae
Source: the annotation of a GenBank genome assembly